Molecule: messenger RNA, 786 nt
Organism: Phytophthora nicotianae INRA-310
Lineage: Eukaryota; Oomycota; Peronosporomycetes; Peronosporales; Peronosporaceae
Exons: 2
Coding region: 1-786 (261 amino acids)
Source: RefSeq, a predicted model, not a curated record
AUGCCUGCACAACGUAAGUCCGUCGAGAUCAGUCUCAAGCAACAGGCUAUCGACUGGAUUGAGUCCGAAGGUGGUGGAAUUCCAUCUCGAGCGGAGCCGCACUUUCGUCAGCUCGGGUGGCGAGUGUCGGCGUCUGCCUAUCGCAAAUGGUGGCGUGAUCGCGACCAAAUUCGUACGGAGUCUGUUGCUCGCUUUCGGCUUUUUGGUGGGGGCCGCAAGCCCCUCCUAGGAGUUGUUGAAGACGAGUUGGUGGACUUGCUGUACGAUAAGCGUCUACGGAAAGAGAAAGCGACGCGGGAGUGGAUAGCAUCGACUGCUAUUGCACUUUUCCAGGCAAGUCGCACGGAAAAGCAGCACGAAGACGACCCAAUCCGAUUCGUCGCGUCCGAUCCGUGGGUGCAAGGAUUCAUGAAGCGCAACUGUCUAACACUUCGAAAGCGGACAAACCUCACAACACUCGGCGACGACGAGUUGGUGGAGCGAGCGGUUUCCUACAUGACCUAUUUGGGCGAACACAAGCCAUCCAUGAACCGCGACCGAACUAUUCUAAUGGACGAAACUGCUGUCUACUUUGAGGAUGAUCGAACGCACACGGUCGACGAGGUUGGAGCACGUCACGUCGUCAUUCGCUCUACUGAGUUCUCUUCCAUGCGGAUUACUGCGGCGCUUGCAGUAACAGCAUCAGGGAAGAAGCUACCGCCGAGUCUUAUCUGGAAGCGAAAGACGCGGGGACCAAUAGAGCGUGUUGAACCUUCUCCUCAACUGGCUGGAUUGGUACUUCCCUGA